Tripterygium wilfordii is the source of this 1295-nucleotide messenger RNA. Its product is annotated as anthocyanidin reductase ((2S)-flavan-3-ol-forming)-like. Gene Ontology annotation, molecular function: anthocyanidin reductase activity; oxidoreductase activity, acting on the CH-OH group of donors, NAD or NADP as acceptor. The transcript is spliced from 6 exons. Lineage: Eukaryota; Viridiplantae; Streptophyta; Magnoliopsida; Celastrales; Celastraceae. Bases 107 to 1117 code for a protein of 336 amino acids. The record is from RefSeq and is a predicted model, not a curated record.
UCUCUCUGUUUGUAUUUUCUGAUUGUUUGAUCAUAAUCGUCAUUGUUGUCAUAUAUUCAAACGCAGGGUUCUUUGUCAAUUCAAGGAAACAAUUUUACAUCACAACAUGGCAACCAAAGUCACCGGACAAAAGACAGCCUGCGUGGUAGGUGGGACUGGGUUCGUGGCGUCGUUGAUGGUGAAGAUGUUGCUUCAGAAAGGCUAUGCUGUCAACACAACCGUGAGAGACCCAAACAAUCAGAAGAAAAUCGCUCCCCUAACUGCACUGAAAGAAUUGGGAGAAGUAAAGAUUUUUGGAGCAGAUUUAACCGAUGCGAAAAGCUUUGAUGCCCCAAUAGCAGGUUGUGAUCUUGUUUUCCAUGUCGCGACCCCCGUCAAUUUUGCUUCUGAAGAUCCUGAGAAUGAUAUGAUUAAGCCAGCAAUACAAGGUGUAGAGAAUGUCUUGACAGCUUGUGCUAAAGCCAAAACAGUUAAAAGGGUCAUCUUGACAUCCUCUGCUGCUGCUGUUACCAUCAACAAGCUAAAUGGUACAGGUUUGGUUUUUGAUGAGAAGAACUGGACUGAUACUGAGUUCUUGAGUUCUGAUAAGCCACCUACUUGGGGUUACCCUCUCUCCAAGACAUUAGCUGAGAAGGCAGCCUGGAAGUUUGCUGAAGAAAACAACAUUGAUCUCAUUACCGUAAUCCCUACUCUAAUGGCUGGUCCUUCUCUUACCACAGAUGUUCCCAGCAGUGUCGGGCUUGCCACGGCUUUAAUCUCAGGUAAUGAAUUCCUCAUAAAUGGUAUGAAAGGCAUGCAAAUGCUGUCAGGUUCAAUUUCAAUAUCGCAUGUGGAGGACGUUGUCCGCGCCCAUGUAUUUUUGGCUGAGAAGGAAUCGGCUUCUGGCAGAUACAUAUGCUGUGCUGUUAAUACCAGUGUUCCUGAGCUUGCUAAGUUCUUGAACAAAAGAUACCCUCAGUACAAAGUCCCAACAGAUUUUGGGGACUUCCCCUCCAAGACCAAGUUAGUUCUCUCUUCGGAGAAACUCGUUAGCGAAGGUUUCAGCUUCAAGUAUGGGAUAGAGGAGAUUUAUGACCAAACUGUGGAGUACUUGAAGGCUAAGGGACUGCUGAAGUAGGGGGGGUUGGUCAAACCUGCGAGAAUCAAGAAACUUGUAGCUUGGCUACAUAUGCUCUAUAAUAAAAUUGGAGAUUUUCUAAGCUUUGCUUGUUAUAUCAAGCUAAUGUGAAUAUCACGGCAUAAUUUCCAAUACCAAAUGAUGCUAAAGAAAUUUGUCAGUCUGUUCCGCUGACAGA